Papaver somniferum (opium poppy) is the source of this 699-nucleotide messenger RNA. Its product is annotated as protein THYLAKOID ASSEMBLY 8, chloroplastic-like. The record is from RefSeq and is a predicted model, not a curated record. Gene Ontology annotation, molecular function: RNA binding; protein binding. Bases 1 to 699 code for a protein of 232 amino acids. NCBI's taxonomy places the organism in Eukaryota, Viridiplantae, Streptophyta, Magnoliopsida, Ranunculales, Papaveraceae. The transcript has a single exon. Gene Ontology annotation, biological process: chloroplast organization; Group II intron splicing.
AUGUUUUCUUCAUCUCUGCAAUCAAAUCUUUCCUUAUUAUCUCUAAAAACAAAAUUAAACACACCCAUCAUUAGAAGAAACUCUACAACAGUAAGAUGUGGACCAAGAAACAAUCGAGGUCCAUUAGUGAAAGGAAGAAGUUUAAGUACAGAAGCAAUGCAAGCAGUUCAAGCACUUAAAAGGGCAAAAGGAGAUGAACUCAAAAUCAAUGAAAUCAUUUCAAAAAACCUCUCUCGGUUAAUCAAAAACGAUUUAUUGGCUUCACUAAGUGAAUUACUUAGACAAGGUCACUGUGAGCUAGCUAUGAAAGUGUUUGUUGAAGUGAAAUCAGAUUUAUAUGUAAAGACUAAUGUUUCUCUGUAUGCUGAUAUUGUAUCUGCUUUGAGUAAGUAUGGAAUGAUGCAAGAGAUUGAUGAUGUGAUUUCUGAGAUGGAGUUUGAAGUUUUGAUGGGUGAUGAUAGAGGACUUUCUAGGUUGAUUAAGGGUUUGAUUUCUGCUGGGAGGAAGGAGUCUGUUGUUAGGGUUUAUAGGUUGAUGAAAGAGGGGGAAUGGGGAUCUGGUGUAAGUGUUGAUGAAUAUGUUGUUAGGAUUUUGAGUAAAGGGCUUAGAAGAUUGGGUGAAAAUGAUGUUGCUGAUGAAGUUGAUGCACAGUUUGGGGUUUCUAUUGAUGGGGUAUUGGAGAAAUUGAGUAGUGUUUGA